Salvia hispanica is the source of this 3082-nucleotide messenger RNA. NCBI's taxonomy places the organism in Eukaryota, Viridiplantae, Streptophyta, Magnoliopsida, Lamiales, Lamiaceae. The record is from RefSeq and is a predicted model, not a curated record.
CCAUUCUCCCUUUCCCCGCAAAAUUCAUCUUUCUGCGUUCCUUUUUCACACGCCACACCUACUAUAUACACCUCAUACUAUUUCAUUUUUCUAUUCAUUUCUUCUUCUUCUUCAAUUUCUUCUUUAGCUCACGCAUUCAACCGCUGUAAUCUUAUUUUUUUUAUAAUUAUUUUGUAAAUUAAUUCACAAUUUAAUGGAGGUGUCAUGUUCACCGCCGCUCUCUGUCAAUUGCGUGCUGAAUUCCGGUCCGAUCCGGCGUGUUCCUGCAUCCGCCGCUCACCACCGCUGCAGUAAAUUAGUAGCCUUUUCCCCAAAUUGCCCUCCCACUUCUACUGCUUGCAGCACCAGCAGCAGCUAUUCUUCCUCCUAUUUGGGAGUUUCGCUUGCUCAAAAUUGUGGAUUGAAUCGGAAUUGCACAGGUGCUCUGAAGAAGCCAAGGCGGAGGCGGCCGUUUUUCGUGGUCUCAGGAAUCUUCGAGAGGUUCACGGAGAGAUCGAUCAAAGCGGUGAUGUUCUCGCAGAGGGAAGCCAAAGCUAUGGGCAAGGACAUGGUGUACACGCAGCACCUCUUGCUAGGCCUCGUUGCAGAGGAUCGCGACUCCGGUGGAUUCCUGGGAUCUGGCAUCACCAUUGAUGCUGCACGAGCUGCUGUGCAGAGUUUGUGGGAGGAAGAUAAUCAGAAAGACGGGGAUGGGGAGACUUUGCAGCAGUCGGAGACGUCAGCUACGGAUGUGGCGUUUUCAGCUAGCACCAAGCGCGUGUUUGAGGCUGCAGUGGAGUACUCCAAGACUAUGGGGUAUUAUUACAUAGCACCUGAGCAUAUUGCUGUUGGAUUGUUCACCGUUGAUGAUGGCAAUGCUAGCCGUGUGCUUAAGAGAUUAGGUGUGAAUGUGAACCAUUUGGCAACAGUGGCAGUCUCCAGACUUCAAGGAGAGCUCGCCAAAGAGGGAAGAGAACCAGCUUCCACUGCAUUCAAAAGGCUACAGGGAAACAUCCUUCCUGAGAAAAUCAAUCAAGCAAACUCUCCUGCAAAGGAAACAGAGAAAAAAGCUCUUGACCUAUUCUGUGUGGAUCUCACUUCCCGUGCUAGCCAGGGAUCUAUUGAUCCUGUAAUUGGCCGAGAUACUGAAUUACAGAGAGUCAUUCAAAUUCUUUGCCGAAGAACCAAGAGUAAUCCAAUUCUUCUUGGUGAAGCUGGGGUUGGAAAGACAGCUAUUGCCGAAGGACUGGCUCUACAUAUUGCUGACGGGACCGUUCCCUUAUUUCUAACGGAAAAGCGUAUAUUGUCUUUGGAUAUAGGUCUCCUAAUGGCAGGUGCAAAGGAGAGGGGAGAGUUAGAGGGGCGUGUGACCAUGUUAAUAAAAGAGAUUCAAAAGUCAGGAAAUAUAAUUUUAUUUAUUGAUGAGGUCCACACGCUUAUUGGUUCUGGCACAGUUGGACGAGGAAAUAAGGGUUCUGGUCUUGAUAUAGCCAAUCUAUUGAAACCAUCACUUGGACGGAGUGAAUUCCAGUGUAUCGCAUCCACAACUAUGGAUGAAUUCCGCUUGCAUUUUGAGAAGGAUAAAGCAUUGGCACGGAGAUUCCAACCUGUUUUGAUUAAUGAACCGAGUCAGGCCGACGCUGUUCAGAUACUGAUGGGCUUGCGUGAAAAAUAUGAGUCCCACCACAAAUGUUUAUACACUUUGGAGGCCAUUAAUGCUGCUGUACAUCUGUCUGCUAGAUAUAUUCCAGAUAGACAUCUUCCCGAUAAAGCUAUUGAUCUUAUCGAUGAGGCUGGAAGUAGAGCUCGAAUGAAAGCAUCCAAGCGCAAAAAGGAAGAGCGAACUUCUGUACUUUCAAAGUCACCUAGUGAUUAUUGGCAAGAAAUUAGAACGGUGCAGGCCAUGCAUGAAGCAUCACUGGCAACAACAGUGGCAGAAAAUGAUGACAGCUCAAGCUUGGAUGAGAAUGGAGGACGUAUUAAUAAUCCGUCUUUGGUAUCCUCUUCCUCAGAUAAUGAAAUUACAGUGGUUGGGCCUGAGGAUAUAGCUUCUGUUGCCUCAUUCUGGUCAGGAAUCCCAGUUAACAAACUAACAGCUGAUGAUAGAAUGCUUCUGGUGGGCCUUGAUGAGCAGCUGAAGAAAAGAGUUGUUGGUCAAGAUGAGGCUGUCACUGCUAUUUGUCGGGCUGUGAAAAGAUCCCGCGUAGGCCUGAAUGACCCAGAUAGACCAAUUGCUGCGAUGCUCUUCUGUGGCCCUACUGGUGUUGGGAAAACUGAACUCACUAAAGCUUUGGCAGCAAGUUAUUUUGGUUCUGAGUCUGCCAUGCUAAGAUUGGACAUGAGUGAAUAUAUGGAGCGGCAUACUGUAAGCAAGCUAAUCGGAUCUCCUCCUGGCUAUGUCGGUUAUGGAGAAGGAGGCACUCUAACUGAAGCUAUAAGAAAACGGCCGUUCACUGUUGUGCUGUUGGAUGAGAUUGAGAAAGCUCACCCAGAUAUAUUCAACAUCUUGCUACAAUUGUUCGAAGAUGGUCACCUAACAGACUCUCAGGGUCGAAGAGUAUCAUUCAAAAACGCACUGGUAGUAAUGACUUCCAACGUGGGAUCUGCUGCCAUUGCUAAGGGCAGACACAACUCCUUUGGUUUUUUUACCAAUGAAGAUGAGUCAGCAUCAUAUGGUGGGCUGAAAGCAUUGCUGGUGGAAGAGCUAAAGGGUUAUUUCCGCCCAGAAUUACUAAACAGAAUAGACGAAGUAGUGGUGUUUCGUCCUCUUGAGAAACCUCAGUUACUUGAAAUAUUGGAUAUAAUGCUACUUGAAGUUAAAGAUCGUCUGGCUUCUUUGGAUAUCGGUCUGGAGGUAUCAGAAGCGAUUAUGGAGUUGAUAUGCGAACAAGGCUAUGACCGGAGCUAUGGGGCUCGGCCUCUCAGAAGAGCAGUCACACUUAUAAUUGAAGAUCUGGUAAGUGAAUCUCUACUCUCUGAUGAAUACAAGGCUGGUGACAUUGCUGUAAUCGAUGUCGAUAGUUCUGGGAAUCCGGUCGUCACCAACAAAUCAAAUAGGAUCGAAUUAUCCGAUAGUAGCUCCAAAUUAUAAGGAGAUCGAGUU